Molecule: messenger RNA, 980 nt
Organism: Myzus persicae (green peach aphid)
Lineage: Eukaryota; Metazoa; Arthropoda; Insecta; Hemiptera; Aphididae
Exons: 2
Coding region: 12-977 (321 amino acids)
Biological process (GO): regulation of transcription by RNA polymerase II
Cellular component (GO): transcription regulator complex; nucleus
Molecular function (GO): DNA binding
Source: RefSeq, a predicted model, not a curated record
UUUUGGUAAAUAUGGCCAAAAAAGACGAUCCCGUUUAUAACAUUAAACUUGUGGAAGAAAUUGAAAAACACCCUUGUCUGUACAAUUAUAAGUUAUCCGACUAUUCAAAACGAGAUGUAACAGAUUUGGCAUGGGAAAGUGUGGCAAAAUCGUUAAAGGACAAAGCGGAAAACUGCAAAGAAAAAUGGAGGAACCUUCGUACAGUGUUUGUAAGGAGACAAAAACCACCAAGUGGUUCCGGAAGAAAAGAUUGUAAAGUAUACUAUAUGACUGAACAUAUGCAAUUUAUUUUACCGUAUAUUAAAGGAUUCAGAAGUGUAGAUAGUACGGGAAAUCUUCCUUCCCCUCCGAAUGUGAUGGACGAUGAAGUUAACGAAACUGAUGAAGUUGAAAACACCGAAGAAAAUGAAUUCGAAUCGACUGCAGAAAGUUUCAACAUGACUAAAUCAAGCAACGAACAAGUAUUUACUCCAAAAGUUAAGAAAAAAAAGACAAACACUUCAGAUGCUGCAGAUCAAUGUUUUAUUGAUUAUAUUAAUACUAAAAAACAAAAUUCCAAAAAAGAAGAUGAUCCAAGAAAACAGUUUCUGUUAAGUAUGUUACCUGAAAUACAUCAAAUGACUGACAUCCAAAUGAGGAAAUUCAAACGUAAAAUGUUAGAUACAAUAGAUGAUAUUUUGGGAGAAUCAAGUACCGGAGUAGCUGACUAUUUCCAACCUAUUCGUCCUAUUUCAAACCAUUCAACUCAUUCAAAAAACUAUUCUGUCUAUUCGCCAAGUGUAUCAUCAUACGGUUCUGAAUCUAGUUCAGUUUUAACUUCACCCAUGUACAUACAAAAUUCAAAUAACUUAGAACAUACACAAACAUUACAAGAGUACCAAAGUGUGCUAAAUUUGAGUAACAUUGAACAAGUGCAGAUAAAUCCAAACACGUCUUGUAUACCACUCAAUAUGCAAGAAUAUCUUACAAAAAAAUAAUAU